This is a messenger RNA of Aphanomyces astaci, 1845 nucleotides long. RefSeq lists its product as hypothetical. The record is from RefSeq and is a predicted model, not a curated record. Bases 47 to 1792 code for a protein of 581 amino acids. Gene Ontology annotation, molecular function: hexose transmembrane transporter activity. Lineage: Eukaryota; Oomycota; Saprolegniomycetes; Saprolegniales; Verrucalvaceae. The transcript has a single exon. Gene Ontology annotation, biological process: monosaccharide transmembrane transport. Gene Ontology annotation, cellular component: membrane.
GGAGAAACCACCAAGUCUUCAUUACGCAAUCAGCUGGGAAACAAGCAUGGGUGAAGUUUCUCCACAAUCCAUCAACGACCCGCUAGUCGCCGAGCCAACGCCAACAAAGGAAGAAGCAGCAGCAGCAGCGCCAUCGUCACAACACCAGCCAGACCAAGAUGUGUACGUUCCGAUCCAAGACUCGCCGCAGUCGCGCAUGUCUGAAAGCAAUCGUGAGAACGGACUGUCGCGCCGCACGCUGUCUCGGUCUAGCACACGGUCGUACCGCGCAUCUCGUCGGUCAACGUCCCGCGUCCGACUGAGUCGAUUGGAAUCGAUGCUGCAUGAAGAACACUCAAAGGCGCUCGUGCCGUCCGCCGUCCUCUGGGUCACCGUCGGCAUCGCGCUCAUAGGCGCGUUUCAAUUCGGCUGGCUCUUAUCCCAACUCAACUACAAACAGUUCAAUGCCAAGUGCUCAGCCCCUGUCAUUCAAAAGGGUAACUGCCUCGUGUUUCCUGGUCACUCGUCGACAGAAUGGACCAUGGCCGUCACGUCUUGGAUUGUCGGCGGGGCCAUCGGUGCCAUGGCCAGCGGGUACCCCGCCGACAAGUACGGCCGCAAGCGCACGUUGUUCCUCAACGCUCUCGUCAUGAUCGUCGGCGCCGCGGUUCAAGUGAUGUCCACUGACAUCUACACGUUUUCAAUCGGGCGGGUGAUCUCGGGCAUCGCGUCCGGCGCCGCCAUCAACGUGUGCAACGUGCUCAUCAGUGAGAUUUCCCCGUGUCAAAUGCGCGGGAUGUUCUCCACUGGGCUCCAAGUGGGCGUGGCUGUCGGGUCGUUGGCGGUCACGACGGCGCACUACGCGCUCAACGCAGAAGCGUACGCGUGGCGCAUCCUCGUGGGAUUUCCGGCCGUCCUGGGGGGUCUGCAGGUGCUCCUGAUGCCGUUCGUGACGCUCAGUCCGGUGUGGCUGGUCGCGCACGGCCACAUCGACGACGCCGGCGUUGAACUCACGCGGCUGUAUCGGCCCACCAACACCCAAGCCAUCUUGAACGCGCUCGUGGCAGCCCACGAAGAAGAACGCAAGGAAUCGUCCGGCGUAAACCCGUGGAAAACCAUGUUCUCGUCGAAGUACCGCAAGCAGCUUGUGAUUGCGAUUGUACUGUGCUCGGCCCAGCAAUUGUGCGGGAUCAACGCCGUCAUGUACUACUCCAGCAGCAUCUUCGCGUCCGCCGGCGUCGACGAUCCCCGCGUCGGCAACACCAUCGUCAACGUCGUGCGCACGUCCAUGAUCAUUCUGGCGGCGUACGUAAUGGACAAGUUCCACCGCCGCACGCUGCUCAUGGGCGGCAUGUCCGUGAUGGCCGUCGCCGCCGUCGGCAUCAUGCUAUCGCUGUCGUAUCAGAAUGCGAUCGUGUCUGUCGUGUCCACCGGGCUAUUUGUCGGUGCGUUCUGCUUGAGCAUUGGGCCCAUGGGGUGGAUGGUCUCGUCCGAGAUCUUCCCCGACUUUCUGCAUGCGAACGCAGGCUCGAUCGGGACCAUGUUCACGUGGCUUGGCAAUUUCAUCGUGGGGGUGCUCUACCCGACGCUGUCGGCCCCCGACAGCCUCGGCGCAUACGCGUUCUCAAUCUUUGUGGCGCUGCUUGUGGGCUUUGUGCUGUUUGUGUGCAUCGUGGUUCCUGAAACCGGUCACAAGACGUACGUGGAAAUCCAGGAAUCGUUUGGCAUCCACGAACACCACGACGUGGACGUCGAUGUUGACGAAGACCCGUGGGCUUGCGACGAUGACGAGCUGCCCAAAAAGCCAUUCUAGUCGUUUUCAGGAUAAUAAUAUGUAAAAAACACACAUGAAUUACAAACUGCCCU